Molecule: messenger RNA, 2898 nt
Organism: Dicentrarchus labrax (European seabass)
Lineage: Eukaryota; Metazoa; Chordata; Actinopteri; Moronidae
Product: neutral cholesterol ester hydrolase 1
Exons: 5
Coding region: 127-1371 (414 amino acids)
Cellular component (GO): membrane
Molecular function (GO): carboxylic ester hydrolase activity
Source: RefSeq, a predicted model, not a curated record
ACUCUGGAGCCUCCCAGUCCCACUAGUGACAAAUCAGAAAUCCGGCCAGAGCAGUGAGUCUGGGCCUUCUGUCCUCUGUCAGUCUGUCCACGUCUCAGUGAAGACCUCAGCGCAGUCAGAUCCAGAAUGAGGCUGCUGCUUGUUACUGUGUUACUAACGGUGGCGCUCGCUUAUUAUGUUUACAUCCCGCUGCCUGAUGCCAUCCAGGAGCCCUGGAGGUUGAUGCUGCUGGAUGCUGGAUUCCGGGCAACGAUGCACCUGGCCUCUUUGAAGUCUUGGCUGGGUUUUGAUCAUUAUAUCAGGUCCCUCAGGCAGUCGAUGGAGGGCUUCGAUGACAUGGCGCUCACUUCUGAGUCAAGCGGAGGGGUCAUGCCCGGAGUGAAAGUCAGCGACAUCACUUUCGCCGGCAUCCCGGUCCGUGUUUACGAGCCCCCUGCUGGAGGCGAAGGCCAUCUGAGGAGAGGGUUGAUGUAUUUCCACGGAGGAGGCUGGGCCCUCGGCAGUGGCAAGAAGGGAUCGUAUGAUACAAUCAACCGGAUGUUGUCCGACGAGCUCAACACCGUUGUGGUCUCUGUUGAGUAUCGUCUAUAUCCAGAGGUGCACUUCCCUGUGCCGUAUCUAGACUGCCUCGCUGCUGCCAAGCACUUCUUGUCCCCAGAUGUUCUAGCCAGGUAUGCCAUCGACCCAGAGCGUGUGGCUGUGUCAGGUGACAGUGCUGGAGGAAACCUGGCUGCCGCGGUCGCUCAGGAGGUUUCAAAAGAUGACACUAUAAGUGUGAAAUUCAGCGUUCAGGCGUUGAUCUACCCCGUGCUCCAGGCUCUGGACUUCAAUACGCCCUCCUACUUGCAGAACCAACAUAUACCCAUCCUCUACCGCAAACACAUGGUUCGCUUCUGGCUGCAGUAUCUCGGUGCUGACCUCUCCCUGCAGUCCCAGUGGAUGGUGAACAACCACAGCUCCUUACACCACUCAAGCAUCACCCCAGAGCUGAGGGCACGGGUAGACUGGACAGUCCUCCUGCCCCCGAAAUACAAGAAGAGCUACAAGCCUCUGAUUGUGGAAAAGGAUUCGCAGGGGUCAGCAAAGGAGGUGUCGGGGCUGCUGGACGUAAGGGCAGCACCGCUGUUAACAACACCAGAGGUUUUGGCUAAAUGCCCUCGGGCGUACAUCCUAACAUGCGAGCACGAUGUGUUGAGGGAUGACGGCCUGAUGUACGCGCGCCGCUUACAGGACGCAGGUGUCACAGUCUUCAGUGACCACUAUGAGGAUGGCUUCCACGGAUGUUUCAGCUUCAUAGCCUGGCCAUUAGAAUUUGAUGUAGGGAAGAGGGCACUUAGGGGUUACCUCAACUGGCUCAAGAACAACUUGUAAGUGUGUGUGUGUGUGUGUGUGUGUGUGUGUGUGUGUGUGUGUGUGUGUGUGUGUGUGAGUGUAAGUGUCUAUAUGGGUGCAUGCAUGUGUGUGUUCUACUAAUACAAAUGCACUAGUCCUUGCUUUAUGAAUCACAGACUUUCCAAGUGCUUGUACAUCUGUUCUUUGUAUCAUAUAAAAUCUAAGCUCAGGGCCCUACCUGUACAUACACACACACCACCUUGGUACAUACGAAGAUUCUUUAAGGUCUGCAGUGGAGAAGGGAAAAUAUGUUCAAAUGACCCUGGUUGACACUGUUACCAGCUAACAAUAAAUACACAGCCACAAGCUUUCCACUUAUGGAUAAAUUAAUCAGCUGCUUCCACUGUGAGGAACCACAUCAGUACACUUAUUUUUUAUCCACACCACAAACACAUGAGCAGUGUAUUUCACAAAGAUUGUAAUUGGUUUUAUACUUUUUAAGGCCUAUUACAAGUUAGAAACUCCUGAUCACAGGUUCAUGUUAGCAGUGGCAGUGUUUUUGGUUGAUCUUUGUUUGAUUAUGUGGCUAAGCAAGUUACAUUUUGUCAUAUGUCAAUGUUUGUUGUUCCAUCACUGCAAUAUGUUGAUAACUAUUGAAUUGGUUGCCAUGAAAUUUGGUACAGACGGUCAUGACAACCAGAGAAUGAACCCUGAUGACUUUUUGUGAUCCCCUGAUUUUUCCCCUAUCUCAUCAACAGCCGGAUGAAUAGUCAUGAAAUUUGCCACACACAUAUUCGUGGCCCUAAUGUUUUUUUUAAGUAACUUUUCCCUUAACUUUUCAUCCAGUGCCAUAAUCAGAUCAAACUAUGAAUUAAUUUCAUGACCAAAUACCUGCAAAACUAAUGAAAUUCCCAUCAGCCUCAGCCAUACUUUGGGUUUAGCUCUAAUUAACUAAUGUUAGCAUGCUAACACACUAAACUAAGAGGGUGAACAUGCUAAACAUUAUCUGCUUCGCAUUAGCAUUUCAGUACUGUCAUUGUGAGCAUGCACCUCAAAGCACCUGGCUGUGGUCUCUUGUAGUGACGUCAAACAUGGGACAGACGACAUUUGUAAAUGAUAUUGUAUCUUUUAAAUAAAUACGCUGCACAAAAAAAAUCAAGGCAUAACGCUUUCUCAAGGUCCUCUUUUUCUAACGGGGAACUGAGUACUUUUCUUGUGGACAGUAUUGAACUUUUACAUGUACUUUCAGGACAUUCUGUGUAUCUGAACCAUAGUUAACUGUGAAUUAAAUGUUUUGUGAUUUAAAUGCCUGGCUAGGGAUACUUUUGCGACAUGAAUGAGUCACUGACGUCGCAAUUUGCAUUCACUUGUCAGUAGCUGCAGCAAACUGAGAAUCUGCAAGGGCUUCAAAUAUUGUAAUUUUACCUCUUAAUUGAACUUUCCCAUCUUUUAAGCAUUCCACGUGGGAUGCAAUUUUCCACUGUGUCUCUGCUCUGCCCACUGUUGUGAUUUAUGAGGGAACUGAUGAAGGGUGUCAAUAAAAAAACAAAAAACAUGAAGAACAAA